This is a messenger RNA of Papaver somniferum (opium poppy), 765 nucleotides long. RefSeq lists its product as uncharacterized. The coding region runs from base 1 to 765 and encodes 254 amino acids. The transcript has a single exon. Lineage: Eukaryota; Viridiplantae; Streptophyta; Magnoliopsida; Ranunculales; Papaveraceae. The record is from RefSeq and is a predicted model, not a curated record.
AUGGCGUCAGAGAUCAAGCAGUUGAAGGCAAAGCAAGGAGGAGGAAGAUUGGAGGAAGUAAUGAGACAAGCCAUUAUUACACCACUAGCUACGCACCUGGCAAGAGCUCUCAUCCCCCCGAAGUACCCAAUCCCAGCGUUCGAAUGUUAUGAUGGCUCCAGCGACCCUGCAGCUUAUCUUCGUUAUUUUAACCGAACAAUGGCCCGAUGGGAGAGAGAUGAUGUAGCCAUGUGCAGAUACUUUCCUUCGAGUCUGAAGGUAUCGACAUUGUCAUGGUUUGACAACCUACCCCCUAAUUCCAUUGAUUCUUACAGCCGUCUCACCGAAGUAUUCUUGGAAACCUACAUGUACAACAAGACUGUUAAUGCAGACAUGGACAAGUUUUUCUCACUAGCAGUCGGACUCAAAGAAACAAUUAGAGAGUACACCUAUAGGUGGCAUAAGAUUUUUCAAGCGAUAGGGAAUGUUAUCCCUGUGGUCAGCAUCAAAUGCUACAAAUGGGGGUUGAACAUGAUGAGCCCACUAUUCGUUGAGAUUCAUGGAAGUAACCCUACAACCGAAGGAGAUCUUCGGGUAAUCAUUGAAAAACAUGCCAGGUUGGAAGAAAUCCAGCGGGAGAAUCCCAAGGCGCAGAUGCAAAAGUCUCAUUGGACAAAUUCAGCAGAGCGAGCCAGCGGUUCAAAAAGGAUGAACUCUACCGAACGCUUCAACGAAGAUAAGAGAGGACGAAGAGAUGAUCCUCGGCGCGAUGAUCAAAAAUUAUAA